CCUUCUCAGGACUAUACCAACCUGGACGAUCUACAUUUACAAACAUGUUACAAACAUCAAACAAAUCACCCAUUCGUCUUAUGAGACGUGGCUAAAAGCCGGUAAAUUACGGGUACAAAACGUCGACUGGUAGUCGUGGGAGAUAAAUACGUUGUACUUUGGUCGUUUAACUUAUGUUAUUGUGUCAUUGGUAAUAUCGAUAAUAUUUUCUCAUUUGUGAUUUUCUUUCUGGUAAUUUUAAAAGAUGCCAAGGAGCAAUAAAAGGUUUAAAGCAACUGUAGCUGUCACAUAUCAUGAUGAGGAUGGCCAUGUUGAGAGAGAGGAGGUGCAUUUGUCAGAAUUGUUUGCUGAGGAUCAUAGAGGAAGCUGUUCUUUUAACAGUCCGGAUAAUUGUGGUGCAUUGGAAGGCCAUGAACUGGAAAUGGAACAAGAUAACAGUGAUCUUGAAAGUGAUGUUAACCAUGAUUGUGAAGAAUCAUCGUCUUAUUACCAGAAAGUUGAAAGAAAACAAAAAGCAUGGAAAAAUUUGCGACAUUCAAUUAUAAACAAUACAUUUCAGUUAGCUGGCAAAAAUUGGAGCAAUCUGAAGUGUAUUCAUUGUGAUAAUGAAGCAAAAUUUAGGUGCAGCGAUUGUGGUCGAAUGGCAAAGUAUUGUGAGAACUGUAUGUUAAAGUUGCACACAACCGUAAAUAUUUGUCAUCAUGUUGAAAUAUUUAAGGAUGGCAUGUUAUGGCCAUAUAAACUCAUGAACAUGCUGGUGUAUGAUUGUUCAUGCCAAGCAGCUCAUCACAAAAGAAGUGUUUCUGUUGUUGAUGUUAUAGAGUUUGUUCAACUUCUGCAAUUUGGCCUUUGGGGUGGAACACCUACAAAACCAAAAUUGCAUUUGCAAUUGAGUUUUUGA
Messenger RNA from Xenia sp. Carnegie-2017, 901 nucleotides. RefSeq lists its product as uncharacterized. The transcript is spliced from 4 exons. Bases 245 to 901 code for a protein of 218 amino acids. Lineage: Eukaryota; Metazoa; Cnidaria; Anthozoa; Malacalcyonacea; Xeniidae. The record is from RefSeq and is a predicted model, not a curated record.